Strongylocentrotus purpuratus (purple sea urchin) is the source of this 2953-nucleotide messenger RNA. Its product is annotated as peflin. Gene Ontology annotation, biological process: COPII vesicle coat assembly. NCBI's taxonomy places the organism in Eukaryota, Metazoa, Echinodermata, Echinoidea, Camarodonta, Strongylocentrotidae. The record is from RefSeq and is a predicted model, not a curated record. Gene Ontology annotation, molecular function: calcium ion binding. The transcript is spliced from 5 exons. The coding region runs from base 295 to 1128 and encodes 277 amino acids.
AUUGAGGUUUCACCCCCCCCCCCCCCUCUCCAAAAAAAGAAAAAAAGAAAGUUGAUAACUGUUGUUGUUUUUUUGUAUUCCGUAUUUUCUUUGAUUGCUUGUUUUCAGUGAAAAUUCAGUUACGAUUUUAAAACUUUUGACCAAUCGUCAUCCAGCGCUGCAGGAAGUUUCGACGCGUUAAAAUAUGGGCGUGGUUCUACGAUGUGUUUAUAUUGUGGGCGUGGUUCCACAAUUACAGAUCGAGAUUGAGAGUUUACCGUUCUCACGCUUUCCCUCCAUUUAGAUUACAAAAUCAUGGCUUAUCCAGGUGGAAAUCAAGGACAGAACCCUUUAGCGCAGUAUGCUGGGGUGUAUGGACCUCCUCCUACUGGAGCUCCAGCACCAGGACAAGGGUACCCGGGGCAAGCCCCACCUCCUGCCGGCCAGCAACCUCCUCACCAGGGCUAUCCUGGCCAGCCACAGCAAGGUUUCCCACAGCAAGCUCCCCAAGGCUAUCGACCACAGGCUCCACCCCAGGCUCCACCCCAGGGAUAUAACCCGGGACAGUAUGGACAACAACCAGGUUAUGGUGCUGCCGGUGUACCACCAAGUGGCCAGCCACAAGGCAUGCCCCCUGGAAUGAGCCCAGAUGUUUACUCCUGGUUUGUGGCUGUAGAUCAAGACAACACUGGCAAGAUAGAUUCCAGGGAACUUCAGCAGGCCCUUACCAACGCCAACUGGUCUAAAUUUGAUGAGGCCACCUGCAAGCAAAUGAUCGGAAUGUUUGAUAGAGAUAAGAGUGGUACGAUAGAUGCCAGCGAGUUCUCCCAACUAUGGAAUUACAUCCAGCAAUGGAAGCAGGUCUUUGAAGGGUUCGACAGGGACCGGUCUGGAGGCAUUGAUGCUAAUGAACUCAACACAGCUCUGAAUCAAAUGGGAUACCACCUGUCCCCUGCCUUCAGCCAGAUGGUGGUCCAGAAAUAUGACACUGUCCACCACAAGCAGAUAGGACUCGACCACUACAUCAAGCUGUGUGCUGUCCUUAACAGCUUGACCGCUUCCUUCAGACAGAGAGAUACUCAGAUGACUGGAAGUAUUAACAUCAACUAUGAAGAUUUUAUGAUGGUUGUAUUGUCUUCUCAACCAUGAUGUGAUUUUUUUUUUCUUUUCCAUCAUGAACUUUGUUUUUCAGGGAGAAAGCACAGAUUUUGUCAAUGAUUUGUCUGAUGACCAAAGAAAAUUUACUAGUCGCUUUCAAUUGGUAUUCAAAAUUAGAACCAUAUUUUGUUUAUUUUGUUAUGAUGAGGGAGGGGAAGGGAUUAUUAAUUAAGAUUAGUAAUUGAGUUAUGAAAGGAACCAAUGAAAUGAACUUGCCAAAUGAAAAAUCAUAUUUCCGCAACAAAUCUAAAAAAAGAGCUCCCUUGAAAAGAAAAAGUAGUAUACAGGCUUUUAGAGUAGACUAUAAGGUAAGAUGUUUCAGAUUGAAAGGGAUUCUUAACUUUCAAAAUUAAGUGUGAAAUACAAAAGAAUAAUGAUAAGUGCUUUAUGUCUCUUAAUUUCUUCAAAAUUUGUUUGAUUUGCUUUGUAUAAAAGAAGGACGUGCAAUGUCCCGAAAUGGUGAUAAUUUCUGUGUUUUGCUUAGUUUAGACUUAAUUUACUGCCUUCUAAAAAUACUCUAUUCUAAGCAUUUAUCAUUCAUUCAAUAAUGUCUCUUUGUAAAAAACAUGCUUAUAAGUAAAAGAACACAUUGUUUUUAUAACUUAUUUGAAAUUUUAUGUUCUGGCAUUUUAUGCAAAGAACAUUUUGGUUUAUUUUAACUGAAAUCAAGUCUAGAGGGUGCAAUCAUUGAGUGUUUUGUGUAGAUUAGCUACCUCAAUAGAUAGCUUUACGGAAAUAUUCAAAUGUUAUGCAUACUUUUGAAAUGAAGGUUGUUCUUGAUGAUUUGAAAGCUUUUCCUAGGCUUGCCUGACAAAGCAACAUGUAAUGUAUGCAGACUGGAUACAAAUUAUUUUAGUUCAUUCAUUAAUAACAUGGCAAUGGAAAAACUCAUCACUAGGUUCCCAGGUAAGAAACAUCCAUAAAUUUGAAUAUAUUAUGAAACCAUUCAAUUAAAACCAGAAUUCUAAACCUAUAAUGUACAUUUUUCAAAAUUAAGAGCACGUGGUCAAAUGUACUGUCUUUUCGAUGGUAGAGUAUUCAUGAAGACAGCAUGCAUCAUCAUUUAGUGUACUGUAAAGUAUCAUAGGACGUAUGGAUUGUAAAUAGUUAUAAUUUUAAGAACUUACAUUCCGUAGAACCUGUUUAUGUUUCAUGAGAUAGAUAUACAGUAUUAUGUUUGUAUUGGUACAUGUAUGUGUGUGUAGAGCAACUAUCGGUAUGCAGUCCAUAUUCUGUCUUUUUAGAAUAUAUUCUCUUCUCUUCAAUUGUAUUUGUUCACCUCCCUUACACACACAUCCCAGUUCCAACACAGAGCGAGAUGUCCUCAGUAAUCUCGCGAUCCUACCAGAAAGGAUUGUCUCCGUUUUAGUGUUGAAAUGUGUUAUUUUCUCUGUGGAUGGGGUGCUCGACACAGAAACGGUAUAGGUAGUGGACUAGGGUAUAUGCCAUGCCAAGCACAUGGACUUCAAGUACUGCACAAUCUUAUGUAGCUUAUCAUUUAUAGGCCUAAUCUCUAAUGCAGUAAACCACCCUAAUGGCUACAAAAUAAUGAGGAAGAUAAUACCGAGAUCAACAGAGUUAUUGAAUGAGCUCUGUUGUACUGGUGCCUUUAGCUUUUAACCUUCACACCUCUCUAUCCAGUGCAUUGUAUUUUGGUGCAGGCUUUUAUUUAGGAAAGGGUGCCUCCUCACAAUACAGUAGUGCUUUUUUAAAAUCUUAAGUGCAUGGCUUAACUUUACUAGGCCCAGUCUGUCAUAAAGCACCUCAAUGCUUACAAAGAAAGGACAAAGAUAUCUGGAUUAACAUUGUUAAUGAA